Molecule: messenger RNA, 627 nt
Organism: Cetraspora pellucida
Lineage: Eukaryota; Fungi; Glomeromycota; Glomeromycetes; Diversisporales; Gigasporaceae
Source: the annotation of a GenBank genome assembly
AUGGCUUCAGGAGCUCACUAUGGAGUAGCCAAAAAUGCAUCUAUAAUAUCCAUUAAGGUUUGCAAUGCUACGGGUAGCUGCCAGUACAGUGAUAUCAUUGAAUCAUUAACCUACAUAGGAAACCAACAUACUAAUAGCUCUAACAAGAAUACAGUGGUCAAUAUGUCUCUAGGUGGUGGCUUUUCACAAAUUACAAAUAAUGCAGUUGAAGAACUUGUUAAAAAGGGUGUUCAUGUCGUUGUCGCUGCGGGAAAUAGUGCAACGGAUGCUUGUACUUUUUCACCAGCAUCAGCACCUGAUGCUAUUGCAGUUGGUGCUACGAACACUAGUACAGAUGCUAUUGCAAGUUUCUCAAACUUUGGUUCUUGCGUCUGUAUCUUUGCUCCAGGUACAAACAUCCAAGCAGCAGGAAGGCAGUCUUCUACCGCUUUAUCAUCGUAUUCAGGAACUAGUCAAGCAACUCCUCAUGUCGCAGGAACAGUUGCUUUAAUAAUUUCAUAUAUCGGAAAUAAAUCUCCAGCGCAAAUGAAGGUAGAACUUAAUAAUUUAUCGACAAAAGAUGCAGUAACUGGUAACAUUAGUACAUCUCCAAACAGAUUUUUACGUGUUCCAUAUUGUCAAAAGUAA